Selaginella moellendorffii is the source of this 1095-nucleotide messenger RNA. Its product is annotated as F-box/kelch-repeat protein At5g43190. The transcript has a single exon. Gene Ontology annotation, molecular function: protein binding. The coding region runs from base 1 to 1095 and encodes 364 amino acids. Lineage: Eukaryota; Viridiplantae; Streptophyta; Lycopodiopsida; Selaginellales; Selaginellaceae. The record is from RefSeq and is a predicted model, not a curated record.
AUGGGAAAGAAGCUCAAGACGAAGGUAUGGGAGAGGCUGCCGAUGGCGCUGCUCCAGCGCAUCCUCGCCAUGCUUCCUGUGGAAUUCAUCCUCAGUGUCCGCCUAGUGUGCCGCGAGCUGAGGCACAUCACCACCUGCCCAGCGUUCCAAGAGCAGUGGAGGGAGGCCAAUCGAUCGCGCGAGGCUGCUCCCUUCCUCAUCCGGCCCAGGUACUCGGCUCGCAAGAUUACCAGGUGCUACAGCGCGUCGCUGAAGAAAUGGUGCAAUCUCCCCAACGCUUGCUUCCUCCCCGAGGGUGGAUUCCAUCUCAAGGGCGCCAGCGGCGGCCUCGUCGCCGCUCGGCUGAAGUCCAAGAUCGCGGUGGGCAAUCCCAUCACCGGCCAGUGGGUGUUCUUCGAUCCGGCUCCAAACUCGUCCUGGGAGACGAGCCCGUGGAGCUUGCUGGUGCCAAAGCGAUCGCCGGCUAGCGGUGGAAGAACGGCUCUAGAUUUCCGGAUCAUCAUCGGCGACUGCUUCUACAACUCGAGAACUAGGAGAUGGAAGACGGUGGAUUUCCCCGGGAACUCGAGCUACGGCAGCCUCUUCUGCGAUGGCAUCGCGACGUUCUACUACUUGUGCUCGGAGGACAAUGGCGUCGUGAAGCUUGUGAGCGGCAGCAUGAAUGAUCCAUCCAACGUUGAGGUCUUGGGAAGCUGGAGCGAGGAUCGUUUCAAGUAUCCGCUCUAUCACCAGCUCUUGAUCUACAAAGGUGGCGAAGUCGGGCUCUUGCGUGAUAGCUCCAAGGUGGUGAGAGGGAUCGACGCAUUCGUCUUCGAUCCGGUGGGCCGGGAGUGGCGGCGGCGGCCGAGCUUGCCGAGUGAGAUGGUGAAGCGGGUCAUGAGCGAGCAGAAGGGCGUGAAGCUGCUGCCGAAGCAUGAGCUAUGGCAGUUUUCGGGUGAUCAAGGGGGACGGAUCAACUUUGUGGCGCCACACCACUGCUCUGGGAUCAUCGUGUUUGAUUCUUGGGACGAGAGUUGGAGCUGGGUGGAUGAUCCUGCGCCCGUGCCGAGCUUUGGAAGACGCUCCGAGUUCUUCUCCAUGGAGCUCGCUAUCUGA